Fopius arisanus is the source of this 1681-nucleotide messenger RNA. Its product is annotated as LIM/homeobox protein Lhx9. The record is from RefSeq and is a predicted model, not a curated record. Bases 762 to 1664 code for a protein of 300 amino acids. The transcript is spliced from 5 exons. Lineage: Eukaryota; Metazoa; Arthropoda; Insecta; Hymenoptera; Braconidae.
GAACCGAGCAGAUCCGAACUCUAGUGCUUUACCCCACUCGGUGUUAUCGGUUGUAACCGCGUGCGUUUUUUUUUCCGAUCUACAAACGUCAGUAAAUCAUUGUUAUUGGAUUAAUGGUCGAUCAAUGACUCAUGUGUUGACACCUGAUUUCUGAUUAAACGGGUGCGGUGAAUUGAAAUUUUAGAGUCAAGGGAUUCAGGAUCGAUUUGUGUUUUUGGGAUAAUGCGAGACAUUUGGCUGAUCAACGGUGUCUGUUUCUACUCCAGUGCCUGGAUGUUGAUCGAGGGGAUGCUCCAGGGUUCACGGCGAUGAUCACUGAUUGAUGCAUCGUUCAACCGUUGACAGAUCUGAUGAGUCGACAAUUAUCGCUUGUCGAUUGAUGGUUUAUCAGUCGUGCGCGAAAACUGCGUAAUUCCGGGGAGUUGUGCGACGUGGAAAUUGAGUUUGUGACGUUAUCUGUGAUCGAGGAAAUCGUGCUGCGAGCAUUAUUUUGAUGAAAUUUUAAAUAGUGAAACUGGUUAAUUGUGUGUUAUCGAGGAAUCUUCGGCCGGGAUUAAAGGGAAACGGUGCGGCAAGGGAGUACGUAUGUGUCACAGGGUUGAAGACGAGGAAAAGAGGAAGCGGCGUAUGACCGCGGUGUACUGAAUGCCAUAAUAUUGUUUGUCCGCAAACAAAAUUUUUUUUCCCCCUCGAGACGUUGGUGGGCUCUCUGAGGCCCGCCUAUAUCAUCGGCCAAGCUGGCGAGCGCUCUGACUGCUGGUAUGAACCCCCACCAUCCGGGACACACAGCAGCCUACCCCCAUCAUCCCUCAUUAUCAAGUAGUCCACACCACCCAGGAGCGGGUGGUCCUCAUCACGGUGGUUACGCAACAGGCAACAGCAGCAGCGGUGGUGGCAGUGGAGGUGGCAGUGGUAGUACAUCAACCCCAGAUCUACCAAGCCCUCACUCACCACCAAGUCAUUCAGGACAAACAGAUCCUGGUACACCUUAUGGCUCACUGGGUGGAACACCUGGUAUGGGUAGCAAUGGUCAUCAUCAUGGUGGUGGUAUGAUGGGUGACAAUCCCCAUCAUCCUGUCCACACGCAUCCACAUUUGCCAGGGCAUCCGGCGUAUCCGCCUGUCAAUCACAACAACAAUUGUACAUUGAAGCAGGAGGGCGGUCAGCAAGGAUCGAUGAUCCACACAUGCAGUGGAUGUGGUGGUAGGAUAGUCGAGAGAUUCUUCUUGCACGCGAUCGACCGCUACUGGCACAACAGUUGUCUCAAGUGUGCUUUUUGUAACCAUCCCCUGGCAGAAAUGGGCGCUUCGUGCUUCAUAAAGAAUGGACAGGUCCUCUGCAAACCUGACUACACGAGAAUGUAUGGGAGUACAGCUCAGUGCGCGGGCUGCUCGCAGACAAUACCUGCAGAUCAAUUGGUAACGAGAGCGGCGGGGGUUGUGUUCCAUCCUAAGUGCUUCGUCUGCAGCAAGUGUGGGGAGCCAUUAUUAUCCGGUGCCAAAUACACUCUGAUGUCAGGUCAACCAGUGUGCGAGCCAGACUGGCACAAGCUGAUGAAGUCGUCGUCGGUGGCGUCAACCGGUGGUGUUCAAACGAUAACAGGAAACGGUGGUGCACCACAACGGAAAAACAAGGUGGGCCGACCUCGGCGAAGUCGUGAAUGAGGCGGUAACCCGGUCGG